UACACCCGUGCAAACCACAGCUCCAACACAAACAAAUAACAAUUUUUUUUUUUUUUAAACAGCUUCCAUUUCUUCCAUUUGUCACAUCUCUCUCCGCCUCAUAUUAUUAAAGGGAGCUCGAGACAUUAAUUAUUCUGUCUCGGUCUCUCUUGAUCUGCCAAUCUUUACAUCUCCGAGACCUAACAACACACAAAAUAUAGAAAAAUGGGUUGCGGGGAAUCAAAGCUGGCGGUUGCCACCACCAACACCAUCCUCCGCCGCAAGAAAUCGAGUGUUGCCGAUCCUUCCAAGAAGAGCAAAGACAUAGAAAUCGUCCUUGAAAACAAUGACAGCGCCGCAAACUCAUCGGUGCAACACCAACAACAACAUGACCAACAAGAAGAACAAGUCAAGGAGGACAAUGCGAUUGCCAAUAAUGUUGGUGGUGGCGAGACGUCUGCGGUGGCCGAUGAUGUGAAUGUGAAUGUAAAGGACAUAAAGGUAAAUAACAAGGACGGAGAAGAUGGUGGUAAGGAAGUAUUGGAAAAAGGUGACAAAGAAGAGCACGACGGGGCCGCGGGGAGAUUGAUUUCGCAUGGUUCUCCGAAUCGUUUCUUUUCGUCGAGGAAAUUGGAUGAGGAGGGAAUUGACGCGAUUAUUUCUGAGGGACGGUCUGGGACGUCGGACUAUUAUACUCCACGCCAUGGAAGUAAGGGAAACUUGCACUUCAAGGUAGAUGAUGAUAUUGCAGAGGACGAUAACGAAUUAGAUCUGCCGGCUGCAGAAACAAAAGCUCCAGUGGUGGAGACACAAAAUAAGGGUACAGAAGAGCCUGUAAACAAACCGGAGGAGAAUUCGGUGAAGGAAACAGAAGUGGCAGUUACAAUCACUGUUGAAGCCGAAGUGGCUGAAGCCGCUGAACCUGAAGUUUCAAUCCCUGCUGAAGAAGUGAAGAAUUAAUCUGAAUCUACAAAUGCAUGAGUGCAGGAACAAUAUGUGUGUGAUUCCCCAGCCAAGGAUGAGAAGACAAGCUAAGUGCGAAGGGCAGUUAAAUUAGGAAAUCUAAAGCUUCUCACUUAGCUUUUGCGUUUGUAAUUGAUCAAUCACCUAGUUUCUAUAGGUUUUCUGCUGUCCUACAAAGCUGAUCUUGCUAAUAUGCAUAUAACAUGUUACUUGAACAGAGAAUAUGUAGUAGUACGGUCUGUUGUAUU
Malus domestica (apple) is the source of this 1190-nucleotide messenger RNA. RefSeq lists its product as uncharacterized. NCBI's taxonomy places the organism in Eukaryota, Viridiplantae, Streptophyta, Magnoliopsida, Rosales, Rosaceae. The record is from RefSeq and is a predicted model, not a curated record.